AUGGAAGACCACAGUGAGUUACGACAAACAGAAAGAAAAUUGGAUGAUUUAUUGCGCAAAGAGGAAGUCUUUUGGCAUCAACGAUCCAGAAUACAAUGGCUAAAAGCAGGAGACCAAAAUACAAAAUUCUUUCAUCAAAAGGCAAGAGAGCGACAAAAGAACAAUUCAAUUAAAGGCAUUUUCAAUGAUGGAAACGAAUGGUGCACAAGUGAUAGUGAGAUCAGCGAGAUCACAAUGAAGUUCUACAAUUCUCUCUUCACUUCUUCGUCUCCUUCAGAAGAAAAAAUUGAAGAACUAUUACAAGGAGUUCAUAUUUCUGUUUCAGAUGAGAUGAACAUGAGUUUAGAAGCCCCAUUUUCCUUGGAGGAAAUAAAAGAUGCAGUCUUCUCUAUGCCUGCAGAUAAAAGCCCAAGUCCAGAUGAAGGUUUUUCAGCUUUACUUCAACAAGCGGAAAGUAGAAAGGAAAUAAAGGGACUACGAAUAGCUAAUACAGCUCCUUUCAUUACCCACUUAUUCUUUGCGGAUGACAGCCUCAUUAUCGUCCAGACAUCUGAGAGAUCUCUACAAGCUAUACAAAACAUUUUUUCUCUAUACUCGACAUGUUCUGGACAGAUGAUCAACUUUACAAAGUCUUUAUUAUAUUUUUCUCCAAAUACUUCGGAAGAGAUUGCCAGGUUGUAUACAUCCUCUCUAAAUAUGCAAAGAACUGAUUCUAUAGAAACAUAUCUGGGUCUACCGAUGUUGGGAGGUAAAAAUAAGAGAAUUUUGUUUAAUUCAAUAAAAGACAAAGUUUGGAUGAAGUUACACUUAUGGAAAUCAAAGCUUUUUUCUCAAGCUGGUAAAGAAAUCUUACUUAAAGCUGUUAUCCAAGCUAUGCCAACUUAUCUAAUGUCAUGCUUCCGUAUACCAGAAGGUUUGUGCCAAGAAAUUGAAAGAAUACAAGCCCGAUAUUGGUGGGGUUCUACUACUGAACAAAAGAAAAUUCAUUGGCGCGCUUGGCAUAAAAUGUGUAGACCAAAGUGUGAGGGAGGAUUCAGAUUCCGUGGUUUUAUUCAGUAUAAUCAGGCACUUCUGGCAAAACAGGCUUGGCGAUUACUAAUAAACCCUACAUCCCUUCUUGCAAAAGUAUUCAAGGCAAGAUACUAUCAACAUACAAGUAUAUUGGAGGCUAGAGAAGGUCAUUAUCCUUCAAUAACGUGGAGCAGUAUCAUUUGGGGUAGGGAUCUUUUACGAAGAGGAUUGCGACGACGUAUUGGAAAUGGAAAAGAAACUUUGGCCUUUAGUGAUCCAUGGAUCCCAAGACCUCCAUCUUUUCUCCCAAGUAUAAUUGAUAUAUCUGAUCCCCUUAGAGUACAUGAUCUCUUUGAAACACCUGGUUCGUGGAACAUGAUACGAGUCCAACAAUUUUUUAAUGCUGCUGAUGCCCAGAACAUCUUAACCAUACCUCUAACUCAAUUUGAUCAUCCAGAUUCGUGGCUCUGGCACUAUACAAAUCAUGGGAACUAUUCUGUCAAAAGUGGUUAUAAUCUAGCCUCAGCUAUGGACACUGCACUGCCGUCUUCAUCUGUUACAUUAAUAGCAAUUUGGUGGAAGUCCUUUUGGGGAAUCAAAAUACCACGUAAAAUUCUACAUUUUUCUUGGAGAGGCUACCAUGAAAUAUUGCCCACUCUUAAAGGUUUAAAUCGACGAAAUAUCUCUAAACACAGUGUUUGCCCACUAUGUGGUUUUGGAGAGGAUUCUAAUGCACAUGCUGUCUUUUGGUGUCCUUCCUCUAAAGAAAUAUGGGAUCGGUGGGAUUAUCCUUUCAUGUCAGAAAGGAAAGAGGACAUUUCCUUUAAGGAGAUUCUACUCUAUGCCUCUGAAAUUUUGGAAAAAGAAAACUUUCAAAAAAUGCUCAUCAUAGCUUGGGCAAUUUGGUUUGAGAGGAAUAAAAGAACCCAUGGACAUCCAGCAAGACAAGGACAACAAGUGUUUGAAUGGACAGAAACGAUAGGAUUUGGAGCAAUCAUCCUUUCCCCAGAGAAGGAAGUUAUUGCAGCUUUAUCUAAGCCCUUAAAAGGAAUGUUGUCAGCCUUUCAAGCAGAAGCUAUAGCACUGUUGGUCGCACUCAAUUGGGCUCAAAGGCUUGGAAUUCAGCUGGAUGUUAUCUUUUCUGACUCCCUUUCUCUUGUCUUGGCUUUAAAUAAUAACAUAACUUAUCAAAAUGAACUGGGGAUUAUAUUUUUAGAUAUUAAAACUUUAUUGUCUACUUUUCCAGGGGUAGCUCUGUCACAUGUUGGUCGAAAGUUUAAUAAUUUGGCUCAUGGUUUGGCAAAGCAUGCCCUUAGGCUAGACGAUGAGUUUUGUUGGUUGGAGGAAACCACCCCUCCAAUUUGUACUCUUUUUCCGUUACAUUCUGAAUAG
Messenger RNA from Humulus lupulus (European hop), 2403 nucleotides. RefSeq lists its product as uncharacterized. The coding region runs from base 1 to 2403 and encodes 800 amino acids. Gene Ontology annotation, molecular function: nucleic acid binding; RNA-DNA hybrid ribonuclease activity. The record is from RefSeq and is a predicted model, not a curated record. NCBI's taxonomy places the organism in Eukaryota, Viridiplantae, Streptophyta, Magnoliopsida, Rosales, Cannabaceae. The transcript is spliced from 6 exons.